GCUUGUUGCACAGUCGAAGGGAUUUGCAGCCGCAGAAAAUCCCGUUUUUACACUUUUUCACAAUUAUUUGUGGGAGCGAUUUGUCGUUUACAACAUAGCGUUCACCGAGAAGUUGUAAGAUUUAGGAAUGCCUCGAUUCAAGAAUUUCUUUAUGUCAGGACCUGCUCCAAUCCGUAGAACACUUCAGUAUUUAGAGGGGGGACAAAUUCAGUUGCGCGAUGAAGUACGGAUUGUAUGCAUGUACUGGCGCGAUCGGGAUUUCGCGCACAAAGGAGCCAGAGAAUUUGUGUUUUGGAAUUACCCUCAAUUGCAAUACAAGAAUCCUCAUGUUCAAUUUUUGACGUUUACAAACUACAUGCCAACUCCGGUUAUCCAAGCAUAUCUUGAAAACGGCCAGAAGGUGCUGCUUGAUGUAUUUGACAACACUCGCCAUGAAAUCCAUGAACGUGUACGAAAAACGAUUGGGAAAUCAGAGGAGAUUUUGGCAGCGGAAGCAGUUGCCCGACAAACCAUCGCCAAUCCUGCCAAUUUCGGCAAGGGAUUUCCUCGCCACUGUAUAUGCGAAGUUCCCGGACAGAUUCCAUGUUCUAAUGUUGUACCUUUUCCCAAAGAAAUGCGACGGAAAUUUUAUGAGAAUCCUUAUGACGUCGAUAGCCCGAUGAAGGAAGAAUAGAACCGUCAACAGGAUAAUCAGCUGUACAUGUAUUUGAGUGUUUAUUUUCAGUUUUUCUCGUAUUCAGAUGGACUCCUCACGGUAAAAGUGUAAAAAAUCGUAAGAAAAACAGUCGUUACUCUGAUGUCAUACAGUUUUCUACAAGUAAUCAACGGUGUGCUAUAAAAAUAAAAAUUUCAAUUAUCACAGGUUGUGCACCACUUUUUGCCGAUAAACCUUGGUCAGUUCAUUCAAAUUCUCUGUCAAAAUACUAACUUCAUCUAAUCUACCGGCUUUUCUUGCUUGGUCGACAGUUUUUUUAAUAACUUCGAUUUGCUGUAGUAACGGAUCAUCCUCGGUGUCAAUUUCCGUCGCUUUGACCUGUUCCGGUGCCCAACCGGCGUUCAACCGACUUGACGGCCGGCUGUUCGGUUCAUCGGGCUCAUUAAAUGGAUUGUGAUCAUCCUCACCGUCGUGGUCGCUAUCGAAGGGAUUUUUCGAAUCAAAGGGAUUUUUUGUUUCAAAAGGAUUGGCAUUAACCGGUUUGGGUUUGACUAAUUCUUUAGGGAAUUCUCGACUGUGUCGCCUGGUUUCGAGUUUUCGUUGCUCCUCAGCCGCCUUUUGUGCAGCCAACCGUCGUUUGGUAUCUUCUCUCCGCUGUUGCUGCAGUUGUUCCAACUGCUGUGGAGUCGGAAGGGGAGGAAGCACCAGCACACGUGCUUUCAGAUACUCCACUGCGUUAAUUCUCACGUUAUUCCUCAGUUUUUCUUCCUUCGGAUGGCUCGCGGGGGGAAGAGCAGCAAUCUUUUUACUGAAAAGAAUGGGUAUACAAUUUUCGUUUUACAAUGAAAUGCAAUUUUUUACAAUGGAAAGCAAUUUUUUACUGAAGCCAAAAGAUGACAAUUUUAACAUAAUAUACAGAUACCGAGCAUCAGCAAAUAUAAUAUGUUACGAACCUUACGACAUCAAUGGUGUCGAAAUAUGUCUGCAGCUGUUGUCUCAUUUCCGCAGCCUGAUGCAAACUGUAGUUUGUUUCUCCGGCUCUAA
This is a messenger RNA of Paramacrobiotus metropolitanus, 1699 nucleotides long. Its product is annotated as probable 28S ribosomal protein S25, mitochondrial. Gene Ontology annotation, cellular component: mitochondrion. Gene Ontology annotation, molecular function: structural constituent of ribosome. NCBI's taxonomy places the organism in Eukaryota, Metazoa, Tardigrada, Eutardigrada, Parachela, Macrobiotidae. Bases 128 to 673 code for a protein of 181 amino acids. The transcript is spliced from 3 exons. The record is from RefSeq and is a predicted model, not a curated record.